Molecule: messenger RNA, 1428 nt
Organism: Cynara cardunculus var. scolymus (artichoke)
Lineage: Eukaryota; Viridiplantae; Streptophyta; Magnoliopsida; Asterales; Asteraceae
Product: probable Histone-lysine N-methyltransferase ATXR5
Exons: 6
Coding region: 1-1428 (475 amino acids)
Molecular function (GO): protein binding
Source: RefSeq, a predicted model, not a curated record
AUGGUAGAAGACUUGCUCAAGCUUUCAUCUCCCAUCCCUAAACCUAAACCUAAACCAUGGUCCGAAACAACCUGGUUUUUUGGUCGGUGGUUUAUUGCAUCUACACUCACUGCGCACGUUAGCACAUCCAAUGAUUUACUGCCAUGUCAAAUGCUAACGUUGCCCACCCCAACCCCCACCUCCACCUCCCUUGUUAUAUAUCCUUCCUUUCUUGCACUCGUAAGACAAAUAUCGCCGUCAAAAUCUCUGCAUCGUUCGCGAAUUAACCCUCCUGCGAUCCCCAAAAUGCCUAAAUUUUCCCUUAACUUGAGUGCUAUGGCCGGCCAUCGACCUCCAAUGGCGUUAGCUGCUCAUCGAAUCCAAUCAUCGCCCAGGAAACGACGGCAGCAGAAGUAUAGGUCGAUGAAGGAUAUCAUGAAGACGGCUAAGCAUGUGGUGUUGGUGAAUGAUGAUGAUGAUGAUGAUGACUACAGCGAUGCUGUUUGUGUUAUAUGUGGCUCUGGUCACGACGAUCAUCAGAUCCUGCUGUGCGACAAAUGUGAUAAAGCUUAUCAUAUGCAUUGUUUACGACCAAUUGUUGCGCGUGUUCCAUUUGGUCAUUGGUACUGCCCUACCUGCUCCGAUCAUCCUCCAGCGCUCACAAGUUUCUCGCAGACUAAGAUAUUUGAUUUCUUUAGCAUCAAGAAAUGCAGCGGUUCAACGAUGAAAAGGAUCUCCCCGCAGGAUCCUAGGAAACGGAAGAAGCGAACUGGUCCGUCAGUGCAUCAGAAGAGGAAGCGCAGACUAUUGCCAUAUGUACCUAGCGUAGACCCUGAUUGUAGGCUACAACAAAUGCAAUCUCUAGCAUAUGCUCUAACAUCGUUAAACCUGGAGUUCAGCGAUGACCUUACUUAUCCCCCUGGCAUGGCUCCAAGAUCCGCAAACCAAGCCAUUCUUGAGCAUGGGGGAAUGCAGGUUCUGUCAAAAGAGGAUUUCGAAACCCUAGAGAAAUGCAGAGCGAUGGCAAAGAGAGGCGAGUACCCUCCUCUACUCAUAGUCUAUAAUUCCUGUCUAGGUUAUACAGUUGAAGCUGAUGACCUGAUAAAGGAUCUGACAUUAAUUGCGGAAUACGCGGGAGAAGUGGACUACAUUAGAAACAGAGAAGACGACGAUGGCGAUAGCAUGAUGUCCCUUCUUCUAGCAACCGAUCCAGACAUAAGUCUUGUAAUUUGCCCGGAUAGGCGAGCCAACAUUGCCCGCUUCGUGAGCGGAGUAAACAACCACAAGGCGGAAUCGAGGAAGAGGCAAAACGUGAAAUGUGUUAGAUACAAUGUCGGGGGAGAAUGUCGGGUCCUCUUGGUUGCUACCCGUGAUAUUCUAAAAGGUGAGAUACUAUAUUAUGACUAUAACGGGUAUGAAAACGAAUACCCGACUCAUAACUUCAUUUAA